AUGUUCAUUUACAACUCGGUUACACUGUUGUAUUUGUGUAAGAAAAUUCCGCUUGGACAGACAUGUACCUUUACGAGCCUCCCAGUAAACUUACUCUGACUUCAGUAGAAGAAUUUCAAGAGGCUUUCCAGCUGUUCGACAAUCGUGGCGAUGGAAAAAUUCAUGUUGCUCAAAUCGGAGACGCACUCAGAGCUUUAGGACAGAACCCCACCGAGUCUGAUGUAAAGAAAUAUACUCAUCAGCAUAAACCCGAUGAAAGAGUAUCAUUUGAAGUAUUUUUACCUAUAUAUCAACAAAUUUCUAAAUCGAGGAGUGCAGAUACGGCCGAGGACUUUAUUGAAGGCCUACGUCAUUUCGACAAGGAUGGUAACGGUUACAUUAGCUCUGCCGAACUUCGCCAUCUUUUAACCACAUUGGGUGAAAAACUCACCGAUGAUGAGGUUGAACAGCUGUUGCAGGGUCAAGAAGACUCUCAGGGAAAUGUGAACUAUGAAGAGUUUGUCAAACUAAUUAUGUCAGGCUAGAUAUCUUAAAUUGUAUGCCAGCAAAGCAUUUAUUAUAAUUUAUUAAUUUAAAUUUUAUAUCCACGA
Messenger RNA from Anoplophora glabripennis (Asian longhorned beetle), 590 nucleotides. It is a transcript of the gene Mlc-c, whose product is annotated as myosin-2 essential light chain. NCBI's taxonomy places the organism in Eukaryota, Metazoa, Arthropoda, Insecta, Coleoptera, Cerambycidae. Gene Ontology annotation, cellular component: myosin II complex. The record is from RefSeq and is a predicted model, not a curated record. The coding region runs from base 63 to 524 and encodes 153 amino acids. The transcript has 4 exons. Gene Ontology annotation, molecular function: calcium ion binding; myosin heavy chain binding.